Polyodon spathula (Mississippi paddlefish) is the source of this 3996-nucleotide messenger RNA. RefSeq names its product acetyl-coenzyme A transporter 1-like. The coding region runs from base 190 to 1815 and encodes 541 amino acids. The transcript has 7 exons. Gene Ontology annotation, molecular function: acetyl-CoA transmembrane transporter activity. Gene Ontology annotation, cellular component: membrane. NCBI's taxonomy places the organism in Eukaryota, Metazoa, Chordata, Actinopteri, Acipenseriformes, Polyodontidae. The record is from RefSeq and is a predicted model, not a curated record.
GUAGCGGUUUCAGAGACGUCAUGCUUGGAAAAUAAACAAUUAAGAAACAUUUACACAUCUUAAAAUACAGCAUUUGAAGUGUACAAUGCACCAGCAAUCAUUCAUAAUACUAAUAAUUGAACUGUCAUCCUGUCAGGUUAUAUUUUAGAAUCCUGACAGCAGUAUUGGAUUGAAGUUCAAGGGAACACUAUGGAAAUGUCUGAAUCGGCGACGCAGAAUGGGAGGCAGCGCAAGCAUCAUACUUCUUGGAAUAUGAAAAUGAACCAACGCAAGCAUGCAACAGAUUUGGAAAUUGAGAGUGAAGCCCUGCUGCAGGGCUCAGAUAGUGAAGUUGGACAUUCUGUUCCCAGAGUGUGCUAUGGGCUUAAAGAUGAACUGGGAAAUGUGUGUUUGCUGCUCUUCCUUUAUGUCCUUCAAGGGAUUCCAUUAGGUUUGGCUGGGAGCAUCCCUCUUAUACUCCAGAGCAAGAAUGUCAGCUACACGGACCAGGCUUGCUUCAGCUUUGUGUUUUGGCCUUUCAGUCUCAAGCUGCUCUGGGCACCUUUGGUGGAUUCUAUAUAUUUUCAACGGUUUGGACGGAGGAAAUCCUGGCUAGUGCCAACCCAGUAUCUCUUGGGACUAUUCAUGUUGUAUUUAUCAUAUACAGUAGACUCCUUACUGGAGAACGAUGGGCAAAAAGGCCCUGAUAUUGUGACUCUCACUGCUAUGUUUUUCUUGUUUGAAUUCUUAGCUGCCACACAAGAUAUAGCAGUGGAUGGAUGGGCAUUGACUAUGUUGUCUAGGGAAAAUGUAGGUUACGCCUCAACCUGCAACUCAGUCGGUCAGACGGCAGGAUACUUUCUAGGCAAUGUACUCUUCUUGGCAUUGGAGUCACCUAAUUUCUGUAACAAAUACUUGCGUUUUGAACCACAGACCAAAGGAAUUGUCACUCUUUCAGAUUUCUUGUUUCUCUGGGGUAUUGUUUUCUUGGUGACGACAACAUUAGUUGCAAUAGUGAAAAAGGAGAACUGUAAAAAAUCCAAACCCAAUGAAGAAACCCAAGGUGUUAUGGAAACAUACAAACUUCUCUUUUCAAUUAUCAAGUUGCCAACGGUUUUGACGUUUUGUGUUCUGCUACUCACUGCUAAAAUGGGAUUUUCUGCCGCAGAUGCUGUAACUGGACUCAAAUUAGUUGAAGAAGGGGUUCCUAAGGAACAACUGGCUCUGCUGGCCGUACCUAUGGUACCUUUGCAGAUCUUAUUGCCUCUGAUAAUCAGCAAGUAUACAGCUGGCCCUCGACCACUAGACAUUUUUUACAAAGCCUUCCCAUUCAGACUGCUGAUAGGGUUGGAGUUUGCUUUGCUGGUUUGGUGGACUCCUAGUGUAAAACAAGACGGAGGAUUUCCUGUAUAUUACUAUAUAGCCGUGCUGCUAAGUUAUGCUGUUCACCAGGUUUCCUUGUAUAGCAUGUAUGUAGCUGUCAUGGCUUUUCAUGCGAAAGUAAGUGAUCCGCUUAUUGGAGGAACAUACAUGACUCUCUUAAAUACUGUAACCAAUCUCGGAGGUAACUGGCCUUCCACGUUGGCUCUGUGGCUGGUGGAUCCACUCACCUCGAAGGAGUGUAAAGGAGUUGAAGGGCAAACCUGUGUGUCUGCAGAAGAAGUUGGAUUAUGCACAAAACUCGGAGGCUCUUGUGUGACAGCGUUGGAUGGCUAUUACGUGGAGUCUGUAGUCUGUGUUGCUAUCGGUUUCGGCUGGUGGUUCUGGCUUGGAAAGAAGAUGCGAAAGCUGCAGGAGGAAAAACCAUCUGCAUGGCAAUGCAGGAGAACCAAAUAAAAGCCAUAAAUAGACACCAGAUCUAUGAUUUCUUUCAAGCGUUAAUCUGGUUGUGCUAAUUUGAUUCAAUGGAGAGUUACUAUUCUUGGUUUAAAUGAUACUGACUCUGAGAUCUAUGGAACCGUUUGGUAUUCCUUUGCCACAAAAAUAUUAUUUGCAUAGUUUUGGGAUGACACACAAAGAUGUCAUUCUUUGAUAUGUAGAUUUCAUUUUACAUGUAUUUUAGGUCACAUCUACUACAGACAGCUUUGCAAAGGGACCAAUUAAAUGUGGUUGCUUUGAACAAUUUGAUUUUAUAUGGCGAUUUUAACACUGGGAAGUUUGCUGAUAAGGAUUCAUCAGAGUGGUCACUAUAGACUGGUCAUCUUUUAAGAUACGAUUGACUGGGUUUUUAUUUUGGAGGGGCGAGGUGCAUAAGGAAAGAACUCGUACCCUGCGGUGUUUUGCAAACCUAUUCAUGUUGUUUGUCUGUUUUUUUUUUUAAUAGUAUACUGUGAUGCACUCCAGGUAUGUCGGCAAAGUACAUACCUCCUAGGAUUUAUAUAGCACAUUAUAAGUGUCGUGGUCUUGACAUAGCUGGUCCCUGUGACCAGCUUUCCCAGCUUGUAAAAUAGCAUCUCCUUACAAAUACUCAAGACUAGUUCCACACAAACCCUUUAGUACUUCAGCCAGUCAGGUGUUGGAUAAUUCAGUCACUGUGACUGUCAUUCAUAGUAUGCUGAACACCUUCUUGUAUCCAGCGUCAAUGCAAAGUUUGAUCAGGCGAUUCUGCAAGAACUUUUAGUAGGUCAGAACCCAUACCCACCAGAACCCAUGCUCCCCCUAAUUUGCAUCCCCGUGAGAUGAGCGGUUCUGUAACAUAACUUAUCAAAAACCCAAAUUGUAAGAAAUGUAAUCCAGUCUAUUUGCAUUAUUACCAAUGCCUUUUUGAACCAUUUGAAUGGCCUACUUUAAAAAUAAAGGAAUAAAUAAACGAUAUGAAUACAUAAGGCCCAGACUGCAUGAAUGUUUGAACAGAUUGUUUGGUAUUCUCAUUUUAAAUGUAUAUUGUCAUCUUAAAUAUAGCAAGAGAUUUCUUCUCUAAAUAACACAAUACAGUGUAGAUUUUUUUCAUGCUCUUUAUUUAAAUAAUUUAGCAGUGCUUUAAAAUGUCAAAGUCCAAAUAUUACACUUUUAUUUGGUUUAAGUUUAUUUGGAUUCUUGUGAAGGUAAGAUUAUAAUGUGUAAGAAAGAUGCAACCUUUUAUCUCCUGAAAAAACCUGGUUGGGUUUACAUGUUUUACAUUUCUUUGUUUUUAUUAUUUUAGCAAAUGUUGCGAUGUACUUGUACUUUUAAUUGAUAAUCUAAUUAGCUGCUAAUUAAGUACCAUAAAUCACGCAAAACAAUAGUUUUGUUUUUCCCUAUACAUUGCUAAAAUUUAUUUAUUGACACACGUAAUGGAUAAAAAGAGGUUUGCAGUAUUUUGCUUGUUGUUUUUGUCUGUCAUGUUUUUGUUUUGUUUAUUUGUUUUUUUUUUGUUCCAACUGCAUUGGAUCUUUACAUUCCUGAAACUGGUUGUAACUACAUUUCAUAUUGUUUUUAUUUUUAAAAAUGGUAUUACACAUGUUAUGUAAUUACUGUAAUAAUCUGGAUUCAAUUACACCAGCUGUGUGUCAAAUUAGACAUGUGCUACAUGUAAAAAACAAUAUUAUAUAUUGUAUGUUUAAACAACAUAUUCAUGUCUGCACAAAACUAAAUUGAAUUAACACAAUUCCAUCAUUUGCACCAAUAAGAAUAUACAUUCCUCUUUCUUUUUUCACUGUUAUAGAACAUAUCAUGUAUUUUAUUUACAUCUAGUUUUUGUUGAGUUUGGGGGUUGGGGAAAUCUGCUUUAUAAAUGAUGGAUUUCAUGAAAGAGGGAAUUUCAAUUCCAUUUAGUCUCCUUGUUUGAAAUUAUUUUGAAUAAUCUGGGCUUCUUAGCAGGACAUUUGUUGUGCUAUUUUUGGCCUUAUAUAAAUGUGUAUUUUGGGUACAGUGUUUUUUUGAUUCGGACAAUAUCUGUCAGUCAUUAAUUGUAAAGUAUUCAAUUUGUAUAUACCAUGCUGUAAACAGUUCUGAAUAACUUUUCUACCAACAUCAGUGAAAUGGAAGAUUAAACAGAUUUAAUACAUAUCCUAUAUGCAAUAAAAUAUAUAGAACGCU